UGAGAAACUUGAAGUCUUAGACGUAAGCCAGCAUUUUUCUUCUCUAGUUCUCAAUUCUCAUCCUUCCGCCUGCAGCUCCGGGUUCGUGCUAUUUUCCUCAGUCUUCGUGCUUUUCAUGAUCAACUGCUCGGAUUUGCGAAGUUUCGUACACUCGAAAAGGCUCUGCCGCUGAUUUAAGAGCUUGUUUGAUAGAGUUCACGCCUACUUGGAGUAUAAGAAGUAGGUCAUUGCAAAUUGCAGUUUUAUUGAAGUUUCUGUUUCAGAGAAAAUGGUAACUAGGACGGUUGAUUUUCGGUCAGACACAGUGACAAAGCCAACAGAAGCGAUGCGAGCUGCCAUGGCAAAUGCUGAAGUGGAUGAUGAUGUGCUAGGCUCUGACCCAACUGCUGCUCGCUUAGAAAAAGAGAUGGCAAAAAUAAUGGGGAAGGAGGCAGCCUUGUUUGUUCCAUCAGGGACUAUGGGAAACCUGGUGAGUGUGCUUGUUCACUGUGAUAUCAGGGGAAGUGAAGUGAUUCUGGGAGACAAUUCCCAUAUUCAUAUUUAUGAGAAUGGAGGCAUUUCCACAAUUGGAGGGGUACAUCCAAGAACUGUGAAAAAUAAUAAGGAUGGAACCAUGGACAUUAACUUGAUUGAGGCUGCCAUCAGAGAUCCAAAGGGGGAGCUUGUCUAUCCAACCACUAGGCUUAUCUGCUUGGAAAAUACCCAUGCAAAUUCUGGUGGGAGAUGCCUUUCUGCAGAAUAUAUAGACAAGGUUGGAGAAUUAGCUAAGAGCCAUGGACUGAAGCUUCAUAUUGAUGGAGCUCGUAUUUUCAAUGCAUCGGUUGCACUCGGUGUUCCUGUGGAUAGGCUUGUCCAAGCAGCAGAUUCAGUUUCAGUUUGCCUGUCAAAAGGUCUGGGUGCUCCAGUUGGAUCUGUUAUCGUUGGCUCCAGUAGCUUUAUCACUAAGGCUAGGCGGCUCCGAAAAACCCUAGGUGGAGGAAUGAGACAGAUCGGCAUCCUUUGUGCUGCGGCACUAGUUGCUGUGCAGGAAAAUGUUGCAAAACUGGAGAGUGAUCACAGGAAAGCUAAACUUAUGGCUGAAGGACUGAACCAAAUUAAAGGACUUAAGCUAGAUGUCAGUUCUGUGGAGACCAAUAUUAUAUUUAUUGAUAUUGAAGAAAGCUCAAGAAUUACAGCGGGAAAGCUAUUCAAGGACUUGGAACAACGUGGUAUCCUUUUGAUGCUGGAAAGUUCUAAAAGAUUGAGAAUCGUGAUGCAUCAUCAAAUAUCAGCAAGUGAUGUGCAGUACGCCUUGUCAUGCUUUCAGCAAGCUGUGAAGGGGGUGCAAAGUGAAAAUGGCAUCUAGUCAGAAGAAUUUGAGUUUGCUGCUUUUAAUUAUAUAUAAUUCCGUUGGGUUAUGUGAACACAUACGUAGAUGUAGACCUUCCUGUCUCUCUUAAUGGGUCUUAUGGAACGUAUGUAAGAACAAUUGGUCCCAGCUAUGUUUUAAUAAAUUAGAUUGAAUAAAUUUAUUGUGCCCAAGUUAUUUGAGAUUAUAUUGGUGAAGAAGGUGUUCUUCAACUUGCCUUAA
Molecule: messenger RNA, 1570 nt
Organism: Neltuma alba
Lineage: Eukaryota; Viridiplantae; Streptophyta; Magnoliopsida; Fabales; Fabaceae
Product: probable low-specificity L-threonine aldolase 1
Exons: 11
Coding region: 269-1345 (358 amino acids)
Biological process (GO): L-threonine catabolic process; glycine biosynthetic process
Cellular component (GO): cytosol
Molecular function (GO): L-allo-threonine aldolase activity
Source: RefSeq, a predicted model, not a curated record